AUGUUCAAGAAAAUCGACCCGAAACUGGUCACAGACGCAGUGUUCUUUGUGGGCGCCUCCCUGUCCAUUUUCUAUCUGCUCACCCACAUCAUGGGAGAAGAAGGCCCGGCAAGAACGCUUAAAGAGAACAAGAAGAAAGCCAAGCUGUCGCUGGAGAAACUCAAGAGAUCCAACCCGGGACUCAACCUGACGUUGUCCGAAUACGAGAAGGUCAUUCUGAACAGCGUGGUUCCGCCAGAAGAGAUCGGUGUUUCCUUUGAAGACGUGGGUGGUUUGGACGACAUUAUUAGCGAUUUACAAGAGUCUGUGAUUCUGCCGUUGACUUGUCCUGAGCUGUUUGACCAGUACGCCUCGCUUCUACAAGCUCCAAAGGGAGUUCUUUUGUACGGUCCGCCGGGAUGCGGAAAAACCAUGCUGGCCAAAGCUUUAGCUGCUAAAUCCAAGGCCAACUUCAUCUCCAUCAGAAUGUCUACAAUCAUGGACAAAUGGUACGGCGAGUCCAACAAGCUUGUGGACGCUCUAUUUUCGCUAGCAACGAAACUACAACCUUGUAUCAUAUUCAUCGACGAGAUCGACUCGUUCCUUAGAGAAAGAAGUUCUGUGGACCACGAGAUCACCGCCACUUUGAAAGCCGAGUUCAUGACGUUGUGGGACGGCCUCACGUCUUCGGGCAGAAUUUUGAUCUUGGGAGCCACAAACCGGCCAGACGAUAUUGACUCCGCGUUCAUGAGAAGAAUGCCCAAACGGUUCUCCAUCAGUUUACCAAACGACGAACAACGACUCAAGAUCUUGGAAAAACUACUAGACGACGUCAGCUACGACUUCGAGCUCGACAAGCUCGUGCAAAUCACCCAGGGACUAAGCGGGUCCGACCUUAAAGAACUGUGUCGCAACGCCGCAAUUAACUCCACCAGAGAGUACAUCCGCAAGAACGUGAAGAACGGCAAGCCAAUCAACGCGGACGAGAAAAUCAUCCUGCGGCCGCUCAGUCUACACGAUUUCGUUCAGAGCGUCUCUCCAAGCGACUCGUUAAUCAAGAAACUCGACAGACUCAAGGUGGACCCCGUGGACUAG
Messenger RNA from Ogataea philodendri, 1074 nucleotides. RefSeq lists its product as uncharacterized. The transcript has a single exon. NCBI's taxonomy places the organism in Eukaryota, Fungi, Ascomycota, Pichiomycetes, Pichiales, Pichiaceae. Bases 1 to 1074 code for a protein of 357 amino acids. Gene Ontology annotation, molecular function: ATP hydrolysis activity; ATP binding. Gene Ontology annotation, cellular component: mitochondrial outer membrane. The record is from RefSeq and is a predicted model, not a curated record.